Molecule: messenger RNA, 2779 nt
Organism: Paramecium pentaurelia
Lineage: Eukaryota; Ciliophora; Oligohymenophorea; Peniculida; Parameciidae
Source: the annotation of a GenBank genome assembly
AUGUAAUAAUUUUUUAUUAAUGAGCUUCAAAAGAAACCACUUCCAGAUAUUUUGAUGAUACAAUUUAUUUAAACUAUUUAGUUUCCUGAUUAAAUUGAAUAAAUAAAUUUAAGUCAAAUUGAGUAAUAUUUACAAUAAUUAUCAAUUUUAAUCUAAGAAAAAAAUGAUUAAAAAUGUUGGAUUUAUUUUGGAUUACUAUUGAGAUAAAUGUUAAAUUAAAGAAAUUAAAUGAGCAUAGAAUAAUAUAAUAGAUUUGCUAUAAAUACUUUUGUUUUAAUUAUUCAAAUAUUGAACAUUCAUAUUACUUCUGAAUAUAUUGAAAACAUUUUAACAGCAUAUUAUGAAUUCAUAGAUAGAGUAGAUGAUCAAUUUUGGAUAUUUUUAGCAUGGUAAUUUAGAAAUGCUUCAAAUAAUAUUAAUCAAUUAGAGUUAUUAAAACACUUAGUAAUUUCGUAAACAUAAAGAAAUGAAUUUUUGGACAUAUUAAUUUUAAAGAUUAAAAUUGAAAUUGAAAAACCAAUUACUAAUAUUAAAAUUCAUAAAGUUAUUGUAUCCUCAUUAUAAGUUGUCUUAGAAAGAAACCCAUAUUAAAUAAUAUCAUCAAAUUUAUUAAAUUAUAUGACUACAAUUUUAGCAAGUGAUAUAAUUCAUAAAGAAUCAAUUAAAUCUUUUUAUUAUGUUAUUGGAUUAAUAGGUUCUUUUUUUGAGCAUUAACAUUUAGUAUAAUGUGAUUCUAAGGAAUAUGAAUAAUUUACACAAUAUUUAUUUUAAUAUUUGUUAAAUUAAAUUGAACAAAUUAAUUGGUAAAUUUAUAAUCAUUAAAGUAUAAAUAAAGAUAAUUAAAAGGAAAACUUUAAAUUAUUAACAAAAUUAUGUUAAAAUCAUUAUUCUCUCAGAUUAUUUAAAAAUAAUAAAGAAAAACUUUUACACUUAAUUUAUACAUAAUUAUCUAAUUAUAUUGAAUUAUAUAAUCAAGUUUAAAAUGAGGAUACUCCUAAUGAAUUAAUAGAUUUAAUUAGUAAAUAAGAAAGUGAUACUUAUUUGUGUUCAAUAGUCAGAUUAUUUGUGGCUAUGUGUUCCUAUGUUCGAUAAUUUACAUAUACUGGAUAUCUACUUUGUGCUUAAGUUUUAAAUACAAUUUUUUAAGUAGAAUUACAAUAAAUAAAUAUUUUAAAGAAUUAAGUAGCAUUUUAUUAUGAUCCUCAAGAAAUCAAUAAUAUAAAUUAAAUUAUUAAAGUAAAUUAAACAUUACCUAUCACACAAUUAUAAACAUCAUUAAUUUUACUUACUUCUAUGAAAAUAUUUAUUGUUGAUUAGGAAUUCACUCUAAAAAAAUUAGAAAACUUAUUAAGGAUUCAUUUAAAUAAUCUAACUUCCUAAAUUGGUAAUCCUAGUUUCAAAAUUAUAUUUAUGCUUUUCUUAUAAAAAUAUUAAAAAAAAAUAUUUAAAUAAGAAUAAGAUGAAGAAUUUAAUCUUUAAUAUUUAAAAUAUAUUUUAUAAUAAAUUACAACUGAAAAUAUUGAAACUGCAACUGCUAUUACAGUUUUUUAAAUGAUAACAAAAUCAUCAUCUAAUUAUACUCUAUUAGAGAAUACUAUACAACACAUAAAUCCAUAUAUAUAGAAUAUCAUUUCUAAAACAACAGAUAUCGAUUUUUUUGAAUCACUUAUAAAUUUAGCAAAAGUUCAUAAAGCAUUUUUUUAUAAUUAUUCUGAAAGUUACUUGAUUAUUUUAUAAUAAAGAAUAAUUAUUGAAAUAAACAAUCAAAAUAAUCAUGCUGUUAUAAAGAUGUUAUAAACAUUUAGAAUAAUUUAUAAAAUAUGGCCAUAAGAAGAAACCUAUAAUUCUUAAUUGGAUGUUUGGAAAUUAAUAUCAUAUUUACCUUAAUCAAAAAGAAAUUCAUUUGAUGAAGAACUUGUUGAAAUUUCAAAGAUUUUUCUUAAAUAUUAUUGUAAGAAUUUUAAUCUAAUAUAAUUUUAGAAGAUAAAAUACAAUAUGAAUUUGUUUUACAAUUUGUCAUCUAUUAAUUAAAAAUUUAUAUAUCACAAGCUCCCUAUAUUAAAUUUUUAGCAGCUUUAAAUAAGGAAUAAUGUCAAUUUAUAGCCGAUGAAAUGCCAUAAUUAAUGUAUGAUGUAAUUAUUUUGAGUUUUUAAAAUAGAUAUUCAUAAUUUGUUUGAAAUGUAUAGAAAUGAAUUAUUUAAUCAAAAAGAUAAGAAAAAUUUGUAGAAGUAUAUCUUUGUAUACAGAUUUAUUUUUUAAAUAAGAAUUUUAAAUUCUUAUAUAAAAUCAUAUUGAAUAAACUUAAAAUUAAAGUUAAUCUACUUUUUUAAUUUGUUAUUUAUGUAUGAGUAAUUAAUAAGAAACUGAAAAAUAUCAUGAUUAUUUAGUAAAUCGAAUUUUAGAAAUAUAAGAACGUGAUGUAACUUUAUAAAAUUAAUCUGAUAUUUUUGAUUGUUGUUAUGCAUUAAUAAAAUUAUAUGAAUACACUUUAGAGAAUUUUGGAAAAGCUCAAUAUCAAUACAAUCAAAAUAUCUUUUUUAAAUUAAUAGAUCUUUUGCACUCCUGUUUAUUACUUGAUGACAAAGAAAGUGAAUAAAAAAAUAUCACUUUAAAUGAAGUUUAUGAAUUAUUUUAAUAAAUGGUUUUUAAAAUUUAAUCAAAAAUACUACCCAAAUAUUUGGAUGGAUAAUAUGAAUAUGAAUUUAAAUUGCAAUAAUUAAUGUAAGCAAAAGCAUAAUUUGGGUUAAUAAAUACAAUAUACAAACAAUUUAAAAAAUGA